UUUUCUUGUGUGAAAGAAAAGAGAUGCAGGUCGCAAUUCAGCAUGAACCUCACUUCAAAAGCCAAAUGAAAAAGAAGUUACAGAGAAUGUGGACAGGGUGCCCUCUAGUGUAUUCAGCUUAAACUUCACCACGAAAGAGGAACUGUCUUGUCUACUCGUAAACAUGACUGCAAACACAUUUUCUACAAAAGUGAACUUACAAGUACACAGGAAAUGCGACCAAAUUAUAGAGCUUCACUACAAUUAUACAGGAAAAUACCAGAAAAAACAUGAUCAAAUGGACACAACCACCAUGCUGUUUCUUAUCAUUUGCAGUUUUAUCAUACUUGAGAACUUGAUGGUACUGAUUGCUAUAUGGAAAAACAACAGGUUCCACAACAGGAUGUAUUUUUUUAUAGGCAACCUUGCACUAUGUGACUUAUUAGCUGGUGUGGCAUACAUUGCAAACAUUCUCAUGUCUGGAAGCUAUACCUGCAACAUCUCAUUGACCUCCUGGUUUGUCAGAGAGGGUAGCAUGUUCAUUGCACUUGGAGCAUCUACAUUUAGCCUUUUGGCCAUUGCUAUUGAAAGGCACUUGACAAUGAUCAAAAUGAGGCCUUAUGAUGCCAACAAAAAACAUAGAGUAUUUUUGCUGAUAGGAACAUGUUGGCUUAUUGCCUUUUCACUUGGUGCCCUGCCAAUCCUUGGUUGGAAUUGCAUCGGAAACCUCAAGGAUUGCUCUACCAUAUUGCCUUUAUACUCCAAGCAAUAUGUUGGAUUUUGUAUCAGCAUCUUCAUAGUGAUUCUGUUCGCAAUAGUCAUUCUCUAUGCCCGCAUCUAUAUUCUGGUCAAAUCUAGCAGCCGCAGAGUCACUAACCAUAGUACUUCAGAGAGGUCCAUGGCACUGUUAAGGACUGUUGUCAUUGUAGUGGGCGUUUUUAUAGCCUGCUGGUCUCCCAUCUUUAUUCUUUUCUUGAUCGACGUCGCCUGUGAGGCUAACAUUUGUACGGUUCUGUACAAGGUAAAGUGGUUUAUUGCCCUUGCUGUUCUUAAUUCUGCAAUGAAUCCUAUCAUCUACACUUUGGCAAGCAAGGAGAUGCGCCGAGCCUUCUUCCGUCUUGUAUGUGUCUGCUUCGCCAAGACUAAGAAAUCAAGGUCUCUACCAAUACAGCCAACACUGGAUCACAGCAGAAGUAAGUCAAGUAGCAACAGCAAUUCACCGAAGCACAAAGGUUUGAUACAAAAUCAUUUUCAUAGUAAAGAAGAUAAAAGUGAAACCUCAUUACAAAAUGGAACCUGCAGCAAAUGACAUUGAACCUUCAAUGGACUCCUCUUUUAAAAGGAUUUUUAAGAGCGAGGAACUAUUAAAACUGUUAGAAACUUUUUGGCACUUAAAUUAUACUUAUUGAGUGAAUAGCACGAUAAAUUGUAUUUGCAUAUUUAAUGCAUGUUUCUGAGAAAA
Molecule: messenger RNA, 1441 nt
Organism: Pelobates fuscus (common spadefoot toad)
Lineage: Eukaryota; Metazoa; Chordata; Amphibia; Anura; Pelobatidae
Gene: S1PR3
Product: sphingosine-1-phosphate receptor 3
Exons: 1
Coding region: 164-1288 (374 amino acids)
Biological process (GO): regulation of metabolic process; adenylate cyclase-activating G protein-coupled receptor signaling pathway
Cellular component (GO): cytoplasm; plasma membrane
Molecular function (GO): sphingosine-1-phosphate receptor activity
Source: RefSeq, a predicted model, not a curated record